AUGUCACUACUGGAGAGGCGAACAGUUCCUCUGUGGAUCGGCAACGAGCCUGUCCUGUCGGAUAUUACUUUCCCAGUAAUCAACAGUGCCACCGGAGAGUCCGUGACGGCGCACGGCGCUACACCGGAGAUUGUUCAGAACGCUGUUGACAGUAGUUACCAUGCCUUUCAUGCGUGGAAGCGGACUAGUCCGUGGCAGCGACGGGAGCUGCUCACCAAAGCGGCCAAUCUGCUACGAGAACGUAGAGAAGAAGUGGCAGCUAUCCUACGGGUCGAGACGCCAAUUGACGAUUUUAUGAUCCAGCAGAUCAAUAUUCAGACCAGUAUCGACCUCUUGGAAGAACUAGCGGGCCAGAUCAUGCAUACCACGGGUGGUGUCAUCCAACCCAGUAAGCAAUCAGACGAUAUGCUGGCCAUGGUCUUUCGAGAGCCUCUGGGCGUUCAGGUUGGCAUUGCACCCUGGAACGCGUCAUUACUUCUUGGUAUGCGGGCGGUAGCAACACCCAUCGCUUGCGGCAAUACGGCGAUUCUCAAGGCUUCGGAGAAGUCCCCAAUGGCUCAUCACUUUAUCGGUAGGCUUUUUCACGACGCAGGCUUCCCAGCGGGUGUUCUCAACGUUAUACAACAUUCCCAGGAGGACGCUGUGCCGAUUAUCAACGCACUCAUCUCUGAUGACCGUGUACGCAAGAUCAAUUUCACAGGCAGCACGGCUGUGGGUAAGAUUAUCGCAGCCAACGCUGCUAAGCACUGCAAGCCAGUUUUGCUGGAACUAGGUGGAAAGGCCGCACAGCUUGUGCUCGCGGAUGCUGACCUCGAUAAGGCAGCACAGGCAGCUGCUAUUGGAGCUUUCACACACCACGGCCAGGUAUGCAUGUCGACGGAGCGGAUUUUUGUGAGUCAAAGUGUCAUUGACUCGUUCUCGGAUAAACUCGUCGCAAGCUCCAUAGAGGCGAGUAAGAACGUUUGUCCAGGAGCUUCGGUCGAACAUACAUCGAAGGUUAUGGCACUUCUAGAGGAUGCCUGGGCUAAGGGAGCGAAGAUUCUAGGCGGUGGAGAGGGUGCGCGUCAAGACGGCUCUUUCUUAACUCCUCUAAUCCUCGUCAAUGUAUCCCGGGAGAUGAAGAUCUGGCAUACUGAAACCUUUGCCCCAAUCGCCCUACUCAUCCCCUUCAACACAGUCGACGAAGCCGUAGCACUAGCCAAUGACACAACAUACGGCUUAAAGGCAAGCGUCUACACGGCCAAUAUACCACUAGCUAUUGAUAUUGGGCGGCGUCUUGAGAGCGGUUCAGUCCACAUCAACUCUAUGACAAUCCAUGACGAGGCGCAUAUUCCUCAUGGAGGCGUCAAGGAAAGUGGUUGGGGGCGAUUCGGGGUUCCUUGGGGAUUUGCUGAGUUUACACAGCUGAAAACUAUCACCAUCGCAGAUUCGCAUCUGGUAGGCUAGGAGGCGAAUGUGCAAGCCG
This is a messenger RNA of Trichoderma atroviride IMI 206040, 1465 nucleotides long. The record is from RefSeq and is a predicted model, not a curated record. NCBI's taxonomy places the organism in Eukaryota, Fungi, Ascomycota, Sordariomycetes, Hypocreales, Hypocreaceae.